UGAUCAUAUAUACACAAAUACAUGAUGAAAUGAUGAAGUUGAAGUAAUUUUUUAUCACCGCCCAGCCUGCGCCAUAUUGACAAUUAUGAGUCGUUCAUCUACUCUAGUUUCGAUAAAUUUAGGCGACUGAAUUACGAAUAUUAUCGUGAACAAUUUAUAGUACGUUUUUUGGGGUACUUUCCCACAGUUGUACACAUUUUAAUCCCAAAUGCAAGAAUCAGGAGUUGAUAUGGAGUUUGAUCUCCGUUUAGACGACGACGACGACGAGACUUUUGAUUUGUUUGGGGAAGUCAAACAGAACUUGAGUUUACAAGAUCACCUUGACGUUACCACGUCCAUGUCUUCUUUAUCAACCUCUGUACCAGGAAGUGGGAUGCCAGAAGAAGAUAUAAACCCUGCCAACAUUGGCCUUACCAAUUCAAACUUUUACGAAUUACGAAGCACGCCCGUUGAAAGCUCUGUUUUACAAAAGGAAUUUUCACCAAGCGCCAUGUCGACAAGAACAAAUUUCAAACAGGAACUGAUGAGGCAGCAAAUGCAAGAAAUAGAAAAGCAUGAAAACAGACAGACUCGUACAUCACCUAUGUUAUCUUCACCUGCUAUAGACCUGCCAAAGCUGUCCACAAUUCCAGAAGUUCCAACAAAUGUUCUGAAGGUGACCACCAAGCUUGAGAACCCUACAAGAUAUUACAUCCAGCAAUCUCAAAAACGGCAAGUGGAGCAGUAUCUUUCUGCCUCUGCAUCACAAACAAGGAUGUCUCCUCACCUGCUAAACCCGAGUCCAUCAUCUAACUCACCAUCUCGUAAGCCAAGUGGCUCAAUGUCUAGUCUACCCAACAGCCCUAUGUCAACAACUCAAGAGGUGGAUGACAUUUUAGAUGAAGUGAUAAGUUUGGAAUCAAGUAUAGGGGAGGAUGCUCUGACUCAGUACUUUCAAGAGUCUGGUAUGGUGCCAGCAACGAUGCCGGUACAUACAUACCUAGACCAGUUGAGCCCUAAUGGUGGUAUGACGCCAGUGGCAGUUCCUACUCAGUCUGUCUCAUGUCCUGCUGACCUCAACAAAAUAAAACAAGAACCAAUUUCAGAAGAUCAUGUUCGGGCCUUUGCUAAAGAAAGGCAGAAGAAAGACAACCACAAUAUGAUUGAGCGGAGAAGACGUUUCAAUAUCAAUGACCGUAUUAAAGAGCUUGGAACUCUCAUUCCAAAGAACAUAGACCCUGACCAAAGGCAAAACAAAGGAACUAUUUUAAAGUGCUCUGUGGACUACAUCUUGAAACUACAGAAAGAACAAUCCAAAUUCAAGACUGCAGAGGAUCACCAGAAGAGACUCCAGACUGUAAAUCGACGGAUGAUGCUUAGGAUUCAGGAACUUGAAAUGAAAUGCAAGCAAUACAACGUACCUGCCACAGCUCUCAGUGAGGAAACUAAGACAGAAAAUAUUGCAGCAGAAUUCAUGCGGUUGCAAAGUGCGGACAUAGAGCUUAACAUGGAGGAGGGUAAGCAAGUGCAUAAAAGAGUCAGUGAACAAACCAACCUGGCAGCGUGUCAUCAAAAUCAAGGUCAAAGGACACAACUGCCUGUAUCUUCAAGUAUGUCAAGUGUAGAUGAUGUGGCUGAUGAAAGUACACUUUGUAUUGGGGUAGAUCCAUUGCUUAGUCAGUCAUCUCCAAUGGCAUCGCUUCAUAGUAGCAGACGGAGUAGUCUUACAAGCAUGGAUGACAUGCAGGAUCUUCCACCAUCAGACUUCCUUUGAGAACUGUAACAGUAUUGAAGUCUGCUGGCCAGACUGAUUUUCAAAAGAUUUUUUAAAGUUUGCAUGUGAGUUAAGAUAACCAGAUAAAGAUUUGUUGCUUAGUAUCAGUGCUUAUCAUCGUCAUCCAGCUGAUAUAACUCAACUUCAAUGUAAAUAAUUUCAUUUUAUGUUUAAUAUACAUGUGGUGUCAAUAAUGUAGCAUAAUCUAAGGGAUAUUUUUAAUUAAAAAAUAUUGAAAUGACUGCCAUGAAGUGUUACUGUUUCAUGGAUAUACAAACAUUUAUUAGUUAUAAACACAUUGUUCAGUCAACAAUGUUGAAUAAUUUGAAGAACUUGGGAUCAAGCUUUUAACUUAAAACCAAGAAGCGUUGCUUUAAAAUACAACAGUCGGGUAUCAUUAUGUGGCUCUCCUCGUGCUUACUUUUAACCCUGAAAAAAUUGAGGUAUUUGCUUUCAAGUGCUAUAUUUCUAGCAGCAAGAAAGUUAUUCACUUUUGAACAAGGUAUCAAAUAAAAAACACAUAGUUAUUACUUAAUGCAUUGACCCGACAAUAAUUCAGUUCUUGAAGCACCAUUGCAACACGAAUAGACCAAUUCUGUAAAUACCAUAGGCAGGUCAAACGGUUAUUUUUUACUGGCUAUUCUGAUAAUUAUUUUGUGAUCUUUUUUUCAAAGUGUGCACAACUUUAAAGUGAGUUUGUAAAUUUUAAAUUUUUACUUCUGUUUUCCUGAGAAAUUUGCCAUUAUCUGAAAUCAGAUAAACAGGGAACAUUGUAGAUAUAUACGAUGUAUUUGUUUUCUGUUUUAUUGUUUAGAUAUGUAUUUGUUAUCUGCAUUGAGUGGUUUACAGGUAAAUUGGUGGUUGCAUUUAACUUCAUCUUGACCAAUAAUUGCCAGAUGACAAUGCUAUAAAAAGAGGAAUGAUUUCAAUAAUACAUCUUUAAUAAAAUAUGGAAUGAUUAUUUGGCAUCAUACAUAAAUGUUCAUUAUACUGUAUGCAUUAUACUGUUUAUGUGGACGAAUUGCUUAUGCAAGUUACAUGUAUAUGCAGUUUAUCAACAUAAACAAGCAUUGUACAUGUGCAGCUAGUCCUCAUGGCCUAAAAAUCUGUUAACAGUGGUUUGUAAACUAACAACAUUUUCUACUCAUGUUUUUGGCAAUUUAACUUGUCAUAUGUUUACUUUGUUAGCUUUCUGGGCUAAUGUAUCAAUUUAAUUCUUUUAGGUACUCACUCCAAACUGAAAAUGAACUGCACCUUUGAUAUACAGAAUAGUCAGCAGAGGUGGCUCGGCAUGCAGCAUGUCUGUCAGUCACUAUGUCAGAAAUAUUUGCUCGUAAUAGGAAUUGUAUUUUUUUUUAGUUUUUUAGUUUUUAUUUUUUUCCCUCAAAAAGGUGGUUGUCUUAAGUAAUUCAUUAGGAGAAAGAAAUCCAUGACAGGCAAGCAUGGGGAGAGCAUCUUUGAGAACUUAAACCUGCUGUUGAUCACAAUUAUAAACCUCACAGGUCCCAUAUAGGUAUGUAGGGCAUGCGGUGUUCCAUAUUUUGUUCAAUUUGAUGGAUGAUUUUCCUGUACAGGACUGUUGAAGGGCCAGUGUUUGUACGCAUUACAUGAACUUUUGAAGCUCUCAUUGCGAUACAAUUAGGCAAUCAAUCUUUAAAGGCAUGGAUACGAUUUACAAACAUUUAAAAUGAAACUGUCAAAAUAUGAAAUAUUGUAAUCGACUGUAUUAAAGUAAAUACAUGUAAAAGGAUCAUGCAUGUUGUGAAAUUGCUGCCCCAAGUAUGCUGUCAUUUUCGAGGAUGGAAAAAUGACCAUCAUCUCACGAUUAAACAGAAACCUGCAGAUGGUGUAUGUGCAAAAUGAAAUACAUUUUCACAUUCUUCCAAAAAGUACAUCUACUCAGCUGGUUUUUUUUAAUAACCUGCUACAGAUUUAUUGUAUUGUUGUUCCUUGAAUCCUACAUUAUUAUUAUUUUUUUUACCCCAAAGGUAUGUCUCGUAGUUCUUAUACAUUUCAGAGGGAUGGAUAUUUGCUGGAAAUUUGCUCCAGUAUAAAAUUCAUUUCAAUACUCAUCACAAUUAUGCCCCUCAGAAAACAAGUUAUUGCAACAUUUAUAGUUCUAUUUGUAUGUCACAGUUUUAGUUUGGCAGGUUGUAGAGAUCCUCAUUAAGCCCAGUUCAUACUUUACGCAAAAGCGAAAGUGAAGCGAAAUAUUUGACGUCAACAAUACAUUCGAAGCACGUUCAUCAUUGUUGACGACACAAAUUUCACUUCGCACUUGCUUUCGCGUGCAGUAUAAACCGGGCUUUAUUUGGUUACUUUUAUGUAUAAACAAUAUGAUGUUAUUAAACAAAUUUUAAAGUUCUUUUGUAAAUUACUGAUGUGUAGGCAUAGUAGUUGGUUUGAUCAAUCUUUUUCUUAAUGCAACUUUUUGGACAGUUUGUGUUAUUACUGACUGGAAAUAAAAUUUGCCAGCUGAAUUUCAAGACAAUAAUUCAUGUAAAAUAAUUCUAACACAUGUUUGAUAAAUUAUGGGUCACUGACUAGCUCUGGACUAGCCUUUCGCCAAGGCUAUCGUGGCUUUAACCGGCAUUAGACAGAGAGGCAAAGCACCUUGAGUGGAGACCACUGCGAGUGGCAAAGCUGAAUUCGUGCAUGCUGAAUUGGUCUUUGCUCCACUUGCUUGCAGCUUUGCUGCUCUAAGCCAAUAUGGCCUUGGCGAAAGACUAGUUCUGGACCAGUCGUUGUGGUAACUCCAUCAAUUUUAUGGUUUGUAAAUUGGGAAAUGGACUCUGUGAGUUGUUCCCUGAAAGUAACUUUAGUUUUUCUAUUUUGUUCGUUUUACAGAUGUGAAUAGAAAAUUGCAUAUAUACAUGUACAUGUAUGUGAGUAUUAUUUCAAAUAUUAAAAUCAAGGAUUGUACUGACAUGAGUUAAUGACUCGAGUCCGACUGAAGUUGCAGUUUUCGAUGACUCAACUCAACUCAAAGACGCCACAAAAGCACAAGCAAAUGACUCGUCUCACGUCGGUUCACGUUCUAUUUACUGUAGCUCUCAACUGGCAUUUCAUUGUAUUUUUUUUCUCAUAAUGCGCAUUCAUAGUACGGCUUCCUGCCCCCAAAAAGGAGCUGAAUUCUCCUUUUUUUUGGUAGCAAAAAAAAAAGAUGAAAAAGGAGAAUUACCCCAGUCAUUGGUUUAUGACAUAGUUUUUAAUUUUUGUAUCAUCAUGCAAUUUUUUGGAAAGAUUUUAUUACUAUUAAUCGUUAUAAUGUGAGUUCUUAAGUUCUCUUUCUGGUUGCGAAAAAUUCAAAACUAACAUAUCACGACUUGUAUUAUGGAACCAGAUUGUACAAUGCCAGAUAUGAGGAUUGAAAAGAUAAUAAAAUUACUUUCAAUUACUGAAAGCUUA
Molecule: messenger RNA, 5161 nt
Organism: Patiria miniata (bat star)
Lineage: Eukaryota; Metazoa; Echinodermata; Asteroidea; Valvatida; Asterinidae
Product: microphthalmia-associated transcription factor-like
Exons: 8
Coding region: 209-1753 (514 amino acids)
Biological process (GO): regulation of transcription by RNA polymerase II
Cellular component (GO): nucleus
Molecular function (GO): RNA polymerase II cis-regulatory region sequence-specific DNA binding; DNA-binding transcription factor activity, RNA polymerase II-specific; protein dimerization activity
Source: RefSeq, a predicted model, not a curated record